AUGAAGGCGUUGAUACUAAUCGGCGGUUAUGGCACUAGAUUACGUCCCUUAACACUUAGUAUUCCCAAACCACUAGUCGAAUUCGCAAACAAACCAAUGUUACUACAUCAAAUCAAAGCUUUACUUGAAGUUGACAUUACUGAAAUUAUCCUUGCAAUCAACCGUGAAGCUGAAGUUUUGGAAUCGAGUAUAAGAGAAAGUUGUGAUAAAGUAAUUCAAAACACCAGUGUAAAAAUUGUAUUUUCUUACGAAAAGGAAGCACUGGACACAGGAGGUCCACUUGCACAGGCGGCGCCAUUUUUAGCAGGAGAAAGGUUUUUUGUUCUAAACAGCGAUAUCAUUUGUAAUUAUCCUUUCAAACGAAUGCUAGAAUUCCACUUAUCUCAUGGAAAAGAGGGUACAAUGGCAGUCACAAAAGUUGAAGAGCCGUCAAAGUAUGGUGCUGUGGUGCACAAUGAUCAAACAGGUCUUGUGAAACGUUUUGUCGAAAAACCAUCGGAAUAUGUCGCUAACAGAAUUAACGCUGGACUCUACAUUUUUGAGCCUACCAUUCUCAAGCGUAUUGAGGCCAAGCCGAUGUCCAUUGAAACAGCUGUUUUUCCAGCAAUGGUGAGGGAUUCUGAACUGUACUGCAUUGAGUUCUCAGGAUUUUGGAUGGAUAUUGGUCAACCUGCAGAUUAUCUAACGGGCAUGCGAUUAUAUUUGGGCCAUUUAUAUGAAUGUAAAUCACCUUUGUUAACAGUUGAUCCGAAUUUGAUAGGAAAUGUUCUUGUCCAUGAAACUGCAAAAAUAGGUCACGGUUGUCGAAUAGGCCCUAAUGUGACCAUCGGUGCAGGUGUCAUAAUUGAAGAUGGAGUACGUAUAUCUAACUCAGCUAUCUUUUCAAAAUCAAUCAUUAAAUCUCAUUCUUGGUUAAAUAAUUGUAUUGUUGGCGGGAGAUCAGUUGUUGGAAAAUGGGUAAGAAUGGAAAAUGUUACAGUUCUAGGAGAAGAUGUAACUGUGAAAGAUGAACUCUUCCUUAAUGGAGCACUUGUACUUCCUCAUAAUUCAAUAUCACAAUCUGUUUCUGAACCACAUAUAAUUAUGUAAUCUAAUUUCUAUUGUUUGUAGUAAAUCUAGUAUAUUGUAUAUGAUAUUUGUCAUUUUGUAAAACAUUUUAAUUUAG
Schistosoma curassoni is the source of this 1165-nucleotide messenger RNA. The record is from the annotation of a GenBank genome assembly. NCBI's taxonomy places the organism in Eukaryota, Metazoa, Platyhelminthes, Trematoda, Strigeidida, Schistosomatidae.